AUUGCAGUGUGGAAGAAUCACCACAUGCGGACAGUUACCAACUAUUUCAUAGUAAAUCUCUCUCUGGCUGACGUUCUGGUCACAAUUACUUGUCUUCCAGCAACUUUAGUCGUGGACAUCACAGAAACAUGGUUCUUUGGGCAGACUCUCUGCAAAGUGAUUCCCUACUUACAGACAGUUUCAGUCUCUGUGUCUGUACUAACACUGAGCUGCAUUGCUUUGGAUCGAUGGUAUGCAAUUUGUCACCCUUUGAUGUUUAAAAGCACAGCCAAGCGGGCAAGGAACAGCAUUAUAAUUAUCUGGAUUGUGUCCUGCAUCAUAAUGAUUCCUCAGGCUAUUGUUAUGGAGUGCAGCAGUGUGUUUCCAGGACUAGCCAAUAAAACCACCUUAUUCACAGUGUGUGAUGAGCACUGGGGAGCUGAGGUUUACCCCAGAAUGUAUCACACGUGUUUUUUUCUGGUGACAUACAUGGCACCAUUGUGUCUUAUGGUGUUGGCCUAUUUGCAAAUAUUUCGAAAGCUGUGGUGUCGCCAGAUCCCAGGAACUUCUUCUGUUGUUCAGAAAAAAUGGAAGCCUCUGCAGUCCUCAGCACUGCCCCGAGGGAUGGGGCAAUCAACAAAGUCAAAGAUUAGUGCUGUGGCAGCUGAAAUAAAACAGAUUCGUGCAAGAAGGAAAACAGCACGUAUGCUAAUGGUUGUCCUCCUGGUUUUUGCACUUUGCUAUUUGCCAAUUAGCAUCCUCAAUGUCUUAAAAAGGGUUUUUGGGAUGUUUAAUCAUGCUGAUGACAGAGAAACUGUAUAUGCCUGGUUCACAUUCUCACACUGGCUUGUAUAUGCAAACAGUGCAGCCAAUCCUAUUAUUUAUAACUUCCUCAGUGGGAAAUUUAGAGAAGAAUUUAAAGCAGCAUUUUCUUGUUGCUUCUUUGGCAUUCACCAUCACCAUGAUGAGCGGCUUACCAGAGGUCGUGCCAGUACAGAGAGUCGAAAGUCCUUGACCACCCAGAUCAGCAAUUUUGAUAAUAUUUCAAAACUUUCAGAACAUGUUGUAUUGACCAACAUAAACACACUUCCGGCAAAUGGUAUCACAGCUACACUGAGCCCAUUGAAAUCAGUGGAACUGCAUCUCCACAUACCAGGGAUGAGUAUGACUUCAAAUUUGGAUGAAGCAGUGACAGUUUCUGCAGAAGACACUGGUGCAGCAGAGAGUGCAAAGUGGGACAAAUUCAUCCCUAGCAUAACUAAACUUACCUCGCUGGAAUUACAACAAGGCUGACUUUGGCUCAGUACGUUUAAGACCACCUGAAAAUGGCACGUUUUUAGCUGUGUUGCAGACUAGAAUAACAGGACAAACAGAUUCCUUCAAAAUAACUGCCUCUUCUAUUUCUUCUCAGUCUUAUGGAAACCUACUUACCUCAGUAUGAGCUAAAGAACAUGUCUUUACAAGUCUUUUUAAAGAUUAGAUUGUACCAUACUUUGUAAAUACUGUAGAUAUUUAUUUUUAUAUAUUUUAGAUGCUGUGGAACAUUCUAAAUUGUAUCAUAUAAAGAACUACAAGCAUUUGAAAGCAGUCUCAAACAUCAUUUAUUUAUAUCCUGUUUCUAUUAAUGAGUGACUUAUUUGCAAGGAAUGCUUACUUAUGCACUAGUGAUAUUCUGGAAUUAUUUUGCACUUCUUUUCCUGCUGCUUCACUUGCAGUAAAUUCCAUGUUUUUUAUGGAAGUUUCACUUCAGAUUGAUUUUGUGAUAUUCCAAGUUACUUUACUAAGCCUCUUAAAUAUGAACUCAGAGUGCUGCAAGUUGCACAUGUUUUCAUAACAUUACAGUAAAUUGCCAUGUUUUUUUUCUUCAGACUGGAGUGCCUAAAAACUAACCACUUAAAUAAAACUUAUGUGAUACUCAAAGGUGCUAUAAGCUCAAAAUUCCUACUCAGGCCAAUAGGAAUAACUAGUGGCAGCACCCCUGAGGAACAGGACAUUUUAACUUUGCUGGCUCAUUUUAGUCCAUAGUGUCCACGAGUGUUGCUCUAGAUCUCUGAGGAUCUUUAAAAUAGAAAACAUUGGUUAUCCUGCAUUUUCCAUCUCAUCUGCUAUUUAAUACUAGCAAUCCAAAAAAUUAACAGAUUUCCAAGAUAAUGCUGAAUUUUCAACAAAAAAUUAAAAUAAAAUAUUUCUCUCUGGAAAUGUGAAGGAGCUAUCUCAUUGGACUGGUAG
Struthio camelus australis is the source of this 2208-nucleotide messenger RNA. The record is from RefSeq and is a predicted model, not a curated record. Lineage: Eukaryota; Metazoa; Chordata; Aves; Struthioniformes; Struthionidae.